Molecule: messenger RNA, 1190 nt
Organism: Daphnia pulicaria
Lineage: Eukaryota; Metazoa; Arthropoda; Branchiopoda; Diplostraca; Daphniidae
Product: probable 1,4-beta-D-glucan cellobiohydrolase B
Exons: 4
Coding region: 34-1092 (352 amino acids)
Biological process (GO): carbohydrate metabolic process
Molecular function (GO): hydrolase activity, hydrolyzing O-glycosyl compounds
Source: RefSeq, a predicted model, not a curated record
ACGUUCAGUUCGUUGCAGCCGUCGAUUCAAAAUAUGACGCCUUUAACAUCUUUGAUCACCUGUUUUUUGGUGGCCAUUGUGGUGCCGGUUGCACCACAAGGUUUGGACUUUACACUUUACAUUUGCACCAGUCUUGGAAAUUGUCAGCCCGAACAAACAAAAUUAUUAGCAGACUACUACUAUGUCUGCGAAGAUCAAGUGACAUGUAACGAGACGGUUCCCUUAGAAAGUUAUGAAAAAGAACUUCAUGUUACCAUUACGAAUGGUGAUGAAAUGACAUUCGCGCACUAUCAAAGGGGCGGCUCCAGACUCCUAAUGGCGAGUGGAGACCAGUAUAAAUUGUUUUAUCCUCUGAAUCGGGAGUUCACCUUUGACGUGGAUAUGUCGACAGUCGGUUGUGGUAGGAACGCAGCCUUAGUUUUUGCUGGUAUGCCAGCGGACGGAGGUCAUGCGGAAUUCGGAUACGCUGGAGCUAUGUACGGAACUGGUGUUUGUGCUGGGCAGGACGAUCCUCCAAAUUGCCUUGAAAUGGACAUUAUAGAAGCAAAUAGUCUGGCCACCAUGUUUACGGCUCAUCCGUGUAACGCCACUGCCGGAAAAUGUAGUGGUUAUGGAUGCGGACUCAAUCCUUAUCCGCUGGGACACAAAGACUUUUACGGUCGUGGGUCAAAUUACACAAUAGACACAACUAAACCAUUUACAAUCAUCACUAGAUUCAUUACAACCGACGGAACGGACGCCGGUGAUCUGAAGGAAGUCCAACAGCUUUACUUUCAAAACGGCCAAAUGAUUUUUACACCUGAGGUUGAGGGAGGUUUUUCAAGCCUUUCGGAUGAAUUUUGUGAUUAUCAUUACAUACCAACAUUACCACCAGGAUACGAAGACUAUUUCCACGGAAUCACUGAUGGAGUGACUCCUGGCAUGAAGAAAGGAGUGGUGUUAAUUUUUAGCCUUUGGGGGGAUACAGAUGAUACUUAUAUGUGGUGGCUUGACCAAGAACCCUAUGGACCUUGCCCUGUUGAACCAAAUAAUCCCAAUUCUACCGUAACUUACUCGAACGUUAGGUUUGGCCCAAUUGGUUCCACUGCCUAAUGAACUUCAAAUGAUUUAAAUGAAAACGAAAGAAACUGCUGUACCCAACUGGACAAACUAUGGCUAUCUUCCUUGGAAAUAUACUUUAAUCAUGCAAG